UGAUGCCCCAUUGAGAGUAAGCUGUGGCUUCUGACAGCCUGGUCACCCUACAGGAGAGUACUACAGUCUCCCUGAGGCUUCCCAGUGCUUCUUGGCUACCCACCAUUUCUGUCAGUGUGUCUUUGCACCUCCUCCCCCCUCCACCAUGGAUUUCCUCUCAGAGAGGGAGUGUGUGGUGUGUAAUCAGCUGACAACAACUGAUUAUCCAGCAACACACCCACUCUGUCCUGUUCACUUAGAGCGGAGCGAGAGAGCACAAGUGGAGGAGAGAAAAGAAGUGAAGGAGGCGGAAGCUGUCUGGACUGAGGGGAAGGAGACGACAGGAGGAAGUGGGAGUAGAUAUUUCACUAUGGAGGAAGGACAACGACCUACAUCUGAGAUCUACCUCCCAAGCAUCAGCCUUGGAUCUGUUGAUGGCGAAGCAGUGGAGGACCAUGAGCUGCCAACCAUUUCUUUAUCCAAAAGCUCAACAGAAAUGGUGAGUGGACCUCCUCAACGAAUGGAGCUGGCAUGGUAUCGUCAGAAUUUGCGCAAGAGUGUCAGCAGUUCAGCAUGCAGUCAAAGGCCUAUCAGUCUUGGUGGACCAGCGGCUGGAGUUCCUGUGAACGUUUGUGACCAUGAACAGGGGAGCUUGUGCAGUGGCAACAGCACCCCUGAGACUGUAAUCUGGCAUGGAGGAACUGCAAGAUCCUGGAGCUUGAUGGAGGACUCCCCCAGAAGGACUCCAACGCAGGAUCUAUUCCUGGGGCAAAAUCAGGUCCAUAGUGGUGUGAAUUGUGUUCCACACUCGCCAUCCACAAAUAGAGAUUUAAAGAUGAAGGGUCUGGUUUGCAGGGAGGCAUGUUGUCGAUGUUAUGGACCUGCAAAUAACAUGACAGGAUGCAGCUGUUGCAGAGUGGCUUGCAGAAUGAGUUCUUCAGGUCUGAGCAACAGCUUCACACCACAGGGAGUGAAUACAAAAGACCAUGCUCAGAGCAACUGUGAAGGCCAUCCUCUAACUACAUGCCAUAGAUCUACGUGUUCUGGUCACGUGACGAACACUGCCUGUUUGAGAAAUGCUUGCAGUGUUGUUCCAUGCCCUGGACAUGUGAUAUCUCGGCCACCUUGUGCAGGAAACCCCUGUGCAGGACAAAGAUCACUUCUUCAUUCAGGCUUGCUUGGUUUUCCACCACUUGUGUCAUCUGUCAGCGAGACCAGACUUGACAGCCGGACUACAGGCCAUUGCUGUGGAUCCGAGUUAAGGGGGCAGAACUCCUCCUGCCUUAGACUUGACCGGACAGGUCAGACUAGUCUUAACAGGACAGUCAAAGAUGCCACGACCAUGACAUCUGACCAUGAGAUCAGAGAUAUUGGUGUGCAGACCAUGUCUGAUUCCCUUGUUUCCCCUCUUUCUCACAUGUUUCCUGAAAUUAGUUUGAGAGCGGAUUCUACCUCGGAUGCACCUUUGACAAUAGAGCACAUGUGUCAUAGGACCCCUGUAAAGGAGGUGGAAUGGGAUGCUGAGGGUAUGACCUGGGAGGUGUAUGGUGCAGCUGUGGACCCUGAAGAGCUUGGCCUGGCAAUCCAAAGGCAUCUGGAAAUUCAGAUCAAAGAGACUGCAGCCGCUGCAGCUGUGGCUGCUCAAAUGGAAGACUCCACGGACAAUACCAGCAGCCUGGCACUGCAGCCCACGCGACGAAAGAAGAGUGAAAGCGUUAUAAAAACACUGCGCAGUUCUGCAUGUUGCACUAACCCCAGUACUGUGGGAGACUAAAGCAACUAGUGCAGGGCCUGAGCUUGCCUUAUCGGUAUGUGGGUGCCUCGGUUAGGCGUAAGGUAUAGAAACGGUACAACUUUUGUUGCAAGGUGGAAAUGGAUGGAAAAUGGCUAAUGUCCUUCAAAUAAUAUAUCUAAAUAUUCCAAAGCCUUGUCUGCUUAGCUAUCAAAGCCCUACUAUUGGAUCAGUAAUGUGGUAAUGUUCAGAGAAACACUGAAAGCUCAUGUUGCACAGAACUACUGAUUAAAGUUUACAGAUAACGGUAUGUUUCCACACAUGGCCUUGUCCCUGUCUUGACCUUUAAUGUAUCUUUUGGAUGCCCUUUUUUGGC
Molecule: messenger RNA, 2087 nt
Organism: Pimephales promelas (fathead minnow)
Lineage: Eukaryota; Metazoa; Chordata; Actinopteri; Cypriniformes; Leuciscidae
Biological process (GO): neuron projection development
Cellular component (GO): plasma membrane
Source: RefSeq, a predicted model, not a curated record